Messenger RNA from Pipistrellus nathusii (Nathusius's pipistrelle), 300 nucleotides. NCBI's taxonomy places the organism in Eukaryota, Metazoa, Chordata, Mammalia, Chiroptera, Vespertilionidae. The record is from the annotation of a GenBank genome assembly.
AUGAAGGUCUCCGCAGCCCUCCUGUGCCUGCUGCUCACCAUGGCCGCCCUCAACACCCAGGUGCUCGCUCAGCCAGAUAGAGUCACUUCCCUAGUCACCUGCUGCUUUGCAUUAACGGACAAGAAGAUCCCGAUGAGGAAGCUGGUGAGCUACAAGAGAGUCACCAGCAGCCAGUGCCCCAGAGAGGCUGUGAUCUUCACGACCAAAUCUAACAAGGAUAUCUGUGCUGACCCCCAGCAGAAGUGGGUCCAGGAUUCCAUGAAAAUCCUAGACAAAAAAACCCAAACUCCAAUGCCUUGA